CCCACCCACCCUCAGUGUCUGCUUUCUUUCCCUUCUCUAAGUCUUCUCACAUACGUAGCUAUAACUUUGCCUCCUUCACAUCCUGUCUUUCUUGGGAGCUUGGCAUUACUUCACUGAAUUGUUCAUUUACUGAUGAUCUACAGAGUCACCAUGAGGACCAAAGCCAUCCUUCUUAUGUCAGUGUUUAUACUGAUACUCUUGAUUCCCGUAUCUUUUGCUACCGGCACUCAAAACUAUACUCUAGAGAACAAUACGACAUCUACUCAAACUUUAGGCUAUUCACACUCUCCCUCUGGAGCUACAAACAGCACAACAACAUCCUCCCCAACAUCCAAUUCAGUUACAACCGUUGUUCCAUCAGAUACAACAAAUACAGCUCUAUCUCGCACAACUUCCUCACCCUCCACAACCGAAAAGGCAGUGAAGAUUUGGCUUAUUGUCAUUCUGUUGGUCAUCAUGGUUUUGAUGGUGCUUGUGGCAUAUCUCCAUCACGUGUGCCAGCAGUCCGACCAUAGCGGCUCUGUGCCCAGGUUCCUAUUAGAUGUGAGGGAGAGGCUGAGAACCUGGAUCAGGAACCUGGAGGACCACCUGGGUGUUCAGCUUUGGCCAGGGGACAAGAGACCAGCAGAGGAUGCCAUGGAGGAGGAUGCCAUGGAGGACACAGAAGGAGGACAGGCAGAUGAGUUAGAGGUGUGGAGGGGUGGAGAAGGAGCUAACAAUGAACUAAGCAACGAGGAAAAAGGAGAACACAAGGAGGAAGACAGCGACACUUCGGAUGACUGCUCAAGUUUGGAGGGGGAUGAUCUGAGGGAGAGGGCACUAAACAGACAGAAUGAAGAGGAGGGGAACCAGAGCAAGGACAAGGAUGAGGAUGAAACGAGUACCUCAAGUGAUGAAGGUCAAAGUCAUUCAGAAGGAAUGAGUGGUGGAAAUAAAGAUGAAGAUUCUGAAGAGACUGCACUUGUAAUCUCCCCUCAGCAGGAUUUAUGUGAUGUGACUGUUUUAUAGUGAAACGAUGCAUGAGUGAAGGAGAAGAUUCUGUUUUUAAUGUUACAGAGUUUAGAUAGUUACUUUAUCGACACCAAAUCAAUAAAUAAAUCAAUACAUUUGCCUUUUUCAUAGUUGUCUCUGUGCUCUACCACUGAAACUCCGAUGUAAAAAAAAAAAACACUGUCAGUGUGUGAUGAUCUUCAAAUAAACCUUUAAAAAAAUCCUCCUCUGUCUGGAAUUAACAUGAAAUUCAGAUGGCACAAAGACAGCUUUUUUACUGAUGAGUACAUAAGUGACUACACCUUACAAAGUUAUAUUCAAAAUACCUCUCUUCAAAAGCACUCCAGUAUAAUGAGCAGACACCGUCCAUGGGCUUUUUCUCCAAAGGCCCAUGGUGAUAAGAAGCAUCAACACCAACUAAUUUAAAGACCUAUUUGCCAGAUAUCAAAUAUUAAAAUAGAUUUCUAUUUCUCAUCAGCCCUACUGUUGCAGAUUUAUUAUGUGAAAAUGUCUAUUUAUUGCCUUUUCUCACUUCCAGAUCUCUUAUAGGAAAAAGCUCCAGAUUCUGAGGUCGUCUUCAGUGUUUUGGUUACCUGGUUGAUGUAAACUAUGACAACCCCCUUUUUAUAACUAAAAUAUGGAAUUAUAUUUAUUUCCAAAGCCAUGUGCUAGAAAGAACAUAAUCAUGUGCAACUAACUUCUUUCACAGGCACAGGUAUUUAAUGACACUCACGCAUCUAAAUUCAGCAACCUGCUUUGCAGGUGUGUUCAAUUCAUGAUGGUUUCAAUCUUGAAACCUCUUCUUACUAAGGAAGCUGAGAAAAUUUCAAUUAACCUCCAAACUUCUUAGCAGCCUGCACAACAAAGAGUGUCCUGACAAACUCCAUCACAGUGUGGUAAUUCCAACGGCACAGUUUGCCUGUGGAGUACCCCUCCCACCACUACAG
Messenger RNA from Haplochromis burtoni (Burton's mouthbrooder), 1937 nucleotides. RefSeq lists its product as uncharacterized. The coding region runs from base 133 to 1008 and encodes 291 amino acids. The transcript is spliced from 2 exons. The record is from RefSeq and is a predicted model, not a curated record. NCBI's taxonomy places the organism in Eukaryota, Metazoa, Chordata, Actinopteri, Cichliformes, Cichlidae.